UCCCUUUCUUUUUACUUCCCACAAUCUACGGCUUUUGUCACGUGGACGUGUUUUCUCUUUACCGCUCUUUAUCUUCUAUAGCCUGGCCAGUGGUUUUCUUGACUUUUCCUUGGUAGUUGAGUAUGGAGAGAUCUCUUGGGCUUUUGUUGGCGCUCAUUGCAACUAUGACCAUCAUUCAUCUUGUUCAUGCUCAGGAUCAACGAGGGUUUAUUAGUUUGGACUGCGGACUACCUGAGAGUGAACCGUCUUCUUACAUUGAAUCGGUAACCGGAUUAAAUUUCUCUUCGGACGCAACGUUCAUCCAAAGCGGAGAAACGGGUACAAUCCAAACAUAUCUGAAAAUCUCGUUGAAGCCAUACAGGACGCUAAGAUAUUUUCGGGAAGGAACAAGGAACUGCUACGAUAUACCCGUCGAGAAGAGAAGGAUCUAUUUAAUCAAAGCUUGGUUUAUAUAUGGAAAUUAUGAUGGUCUUGACAUUAGACCCAAGUUUGAUAUGUAUCUUGGACCAAAUCUAUGGGCCACGGUGGAUAUGCAAAAGCUAUUUAAUGAUCCUACAAGUGAAGAGAUGUUACAUAAUUCAACAUCAGACUCGUUGCAGAUUUGUCUUGUUAAGAGUGGGACAACUACACCGUUAAUAUCCUCAUUGGAAUUACGGCCGUUGGGACGCGAUUCUUAUAGCACUAAGUCUGGUUCUCUCAAACUUUUAGAACGAAUAUAUUAUACCAAUUCAGGGAAUGAAAUAAGGUACCCGGACGAUGCAUAUGAUCGGCAAUGGACUCCGCAUUCUCAGUUGUGGUUGCCCCACAUAUCCACCACUAGCGAUGUUUCCGAUGGUGGCAGUUACAAACUACCAAAAGCCGUGCGCCAAAAUGCCGCCACGCCAACUAAUGCUAGUGAGCCAUUGACGAUUGAAUGGACUUCAGAAAAUCCUAAUGACCAAUAUUACAUGUAUGAACACCUGGCAGAGAUCCAAGACUUGCAGGCCAAUGAAACCAGGGAAUUCGCCGUGUUCUUGAACGGACAUAGUUUUUCUGACCCUGUAACUCCCGAAAAGUUAGAAAUAAUAACUAUGGCAAGUCAUACCCCUAGGACGUGUGAAGGAGGGAAAUGCAGUUUGCAACUGACAAGAACCUGGAGAUCUACUCUUCCACCUCUACUUAAUGCAUAUGAAAUCUAUAGAGUCAUCCAAUUUACACAAUCUGAAACAAACGAAAAAGACGUGGUUGCUAUAAAAAGUAUCAAACAUGCCUAUGGAUUGAAUAUAAUCAACUGGCAAGGUGAUCCAUGUGUCCCUCAACACUUUAUGUGGGACGGUUUAAACUGCAGUUCCACAGAUAUCUCCAUACCACCAAUAAUCACUUCUUUAAAUUUGUCUUCCAUUGGUUUAAGUGGAACCAUAGCAGCUGCCAUCCAAAAUCUUGAGCAGCUUGAAAAUCUGGAUUUGUCAAAUAACAACUUGACUGGAGAGUUGCCUGAAUUUCUUGGCAACAUAAUGUUUAUAAACCUAAGCGAGAACAAUCUCAAUGGUUCAAUACCUGCAGCUCUUCAGAGGAAAGACGUAAUUCUUCAUGGAAACCCAAGGCUAUUCCAUCCUGGCACAUCAUGCUCAAAAUCACCUAGCAAGAAAUUUCCUGUGGCGAUGGUUGCAUGUGUUGCUACUGUGGUCAUUCUCGUUGCUGCUUUAGUUCUUUUUCUUGUUUUCAGAAAGAAAAAGGUAUCGACUGUCGAUGAUCCACAACUAGGACAGAGAAUGUCACUGAUAAAUAAAAGAUUUACUUAUUCAGAAGUUAUUAAAAUGACAAAUAACUUCCAGGGAGCCUUAGGUGAAGGAGGGUUCGGUAGAGUGUAUCGGGGUACUCUAAAUGAUUCUGAACAUGUGGCCGUUAAAGUAUGCAAUGAAUCAUCACCUCAAUUCUUUAAACAGUUUAAGGCAGAGGUUGAUAUUCUUCUUAGAGCUCACCAUAAAUAUUUGGUAAACCUUGUCGGAUACUGCGAUGAAGGGAAUCACUUGGCCCUCGUCUACGAGUUUGUACCCAAUGGCGACUUAAAAGAACAUCUGUCAGGAAAACAAGGUAGACCUAUCAUCAACUGGGGUAUGCGGCUAAAAAUUGCCAUGGAGGUUUCACAAGGAUUGGAGUAUUUACAUGAUGGAUGCAAACCGUCAAUGAUUCAUAGAGAUGUUAAAACUGCGAACAUAUUAUUGUGUGAGGAUUUUCAAGCGAAGAUUGCAGAUUUUGGGCUCUCUAGAUCUUCCCCAGUUGCAGGAGAAACGCAUGUUUUGACGGUGGUUGCUGGUACUCCUGGAUACCUUGAUCCCGAAUAUCACAGUACAUCUCGGUUGUCUAAGAAGAGCGAUGUCUAUAGUUUUGGAAUUUUGCUGUUAGAAAUGAUCACUAACAAACCAGUUAUUGAUGUUGAUGGCACUCGUGAAAUGUCUGGCAUAGCACAAUGGGUGAGGUUGGAGCUCGAACGGGGAGAGAUUACUAAAAUCAUGGAUCCAAACCUCUAUGUGGAUUACAAUUCUCCUUCUGUUUGGAAUGCUCUUACACUAGCAAUUUCAUGCACGGAUCCUUCCUCGGCGAACCGACCACCCAUGUCUGAUGUUGUUACCAAACUAAAAGCUUGUCUUGCGUCUGAAAACCUGAGUGGACUAUCUGAGUUCUGUUGAAGUGAAGGUAAGCCCAGCAAGGGAUGCCCCCC
Messenger RNA from Brassica napus (rape), 2701 nucleotides. RefSeq names its product probable LRR receptor-like serine/threonine-protein kinase At5g59680. Gene Ontology annotation, molecular function: protein kinase activity; protein binding; ATP binding. The transcript is spliced from 13 exons. The record is from RefSeq and is a predicted model, not a curated record. The coding region runs from base 123 to 2669 and encodes 848 amino acids. Gene Ontology annotation, biological process: protein phosphorylation. Lineage: Eukaryota; Viridiplantae; Streptophyta; Magnoliopsida; Brassicales; Brassicaceae.